Molecule: messenger RNA, 5149 nt
Organism: Peromyscus leucopus (white-footed mouse)
Lineage: Eukaryota; Metazoa; Chordata; Mammalia; Rodentia; Cricetidae
Gene: Scn10a
Product: sodium voltage-gated channel alpha subunit 10
Biological process (GO): sodium ion transmembrane transport; regulation of heart rate; regulation of atrial cardiac muscle cell membrane depolarization
Cellular component (GO): axon; plasma membrane; voltage-gated sodium channel complex
Molecular function (GO): voltage-gated sodium channel activity involved in cardiac muscle cell action potential
Source: RefSeq, a predicted model, not a curated record
AUGACGGAGUCUUUCAUGGAGACCAUGAAAGCCAUCGAGGUUCCCUGUUGCUGGCCAGGGGUGCUGGGCAGACAGGUCCUCUUCCCAGGAGCCCAUUGGCUUCAUCUCCCAACCCUGGGCCUGGACACAGAGAAGAGGGACAGCGCACAGUGCCCACUGGUGAGCUCUCCACUGGAGCUCCUGAAGACCUGGAAACAUAGCAACAAGUCUGGACUCCGUGUUGAGUUGAGAGAUGCAAUUUAUUUGAGAACUCCUUCAGCAUCACUGACAGUGCGUCUGCAGCUUCCACAGGCCCGCACCGGCUACCAGACGCACAUAGGCAAAGAGACUUGUAAAGGCACCGUUGUGUGGCUGUUUCCCCUGAGUCUGGCACUUGAGGCUGCGGGGCAGAAGAAGAAUUUUCUGUCUGCAGAGUACUUGAAUGAGCCUUUCCGAGCACAGAGGGCGAUGAGCGUUGUCAGCAUCAUGACUUCUGUCAUCGAGGAACUUGAAGAGUCCAAGCUGAGGUGCCCACCCUGCUUGAUCAGCUUGGCUCAGAAGUAUCUUAUCUGGGAGUGCUGCCCCAAGUGGAUGAAGUUCAAGAUGGUCCUCUUCGAGCUGGUGACCGAUCCCUUUGCAGAGCUCACCAUCACCCUGUGCAUUGUGGUGAACACCAUCUUCAUGGCCAUGGAGCACUACCCCAUGACCGAGGCCUUCGAUGCCAUGCUCCAAGCCGGCAACAUUGUCUUCACGGUGUUUUUCACGAUGGAGAUGGCCUUCAAGAUCAUUGCCUUCGACCCUUACUACUACUUCCAGAAGAAGUGGAAUAUCUUCGACUGCGUCAUCGUCACCGUGAGCCUGCUGGAGCUGAGCAUAGCCAAGAAGGGCAGCCUGUCUGUGCUUCGGACCUUCCGCCUGAACUCAGUAUUUCUCUCCGUGCAGGCCCUGAACGCUGCAUCUGUCCAGUUCAGGCCUGGUCCUUUCAUCUCUGUCUCCACUGUGAAGAGCCUCUUUCAGAUCAGGCCUGAUGUUAGCAUGGCUGCUCCUCCCACGGACAAGCUGACGGACACACUGCGGGUCUUCAAGCUGGCCAAAUCCUGGCCCACCCUGAACACACUCAUCAAGAUCAUUGGGAACUCCGUGGGGGCCCUGGGCAACCUGACCUUCAUCCUGGCCAUCAUUGUCUUCAUCUUUGCCCUGGUUGGAAAGCAGCUUCUCGGGGAGGACUAUGGGUGCCGCAAGGAUGGCAUCGCUCUGUGGAAUGAUGAGCAGCUCCGCUGGCACUUGUGCGACUUCUUCCAUUCCUUCCUCGUCAUCUUCCGGAUCCUCUGCGGAGAAUGGAUUGAGAACAUGUGGGUCUGCAUGCAAGUCAGCGAGAAAUCCAUCUGCCUCAUCCUUUUCUUGACUGUGAUGGUGCUGGGCAACCUGGUGGUGCUCAACCUUUUCAUCGCCUUGCUGCUGAACUCCUUCAGUGCUGACAACCUCACGGCCCCUGAGGAUGAUGGGGAGGUGAACAACUUGCAGGUAGCACUGGCCAGGAUUCAGGCAUUUGGCCAGCGGGCCAGUCAGGCCAUUUCCAGUUACUUCGGCAGCCACUGCCGGCUCCGCUGGCCGAAGGUGGAGCCCCAGCUCGGGGUGAAACCCUCCCUCACCAGCUCCAAAGCUGAGAACCACGUUGCUGCUGAUGCCGUCAGCAGUGCGGUGGGAAACUCGGCAAAGGCAGCUCUCGGUGGCCCCAAGGAGGACCACAGGGACGACUUCAUCACCGAUGCUAAUGUGUGGGUCUCUGUGCCCAUUGCUGAGGGAGAAUCUGAUCUCGAUGAGCUCGAGGAAGACAUUGAGCAGAAUUCUCAGAGCUCUUGGCGGGAAGAGAGCCCCAGAGGACAGUACAGGACCCCAGUGCAGGGGCACUGCCCACAUUCAGGCAUCAGGAACAGCUGCCGCAAGUCCAAAGGUGUGAAGACCAAGUACCUAACAGCCCAGGCUCUGGGAUGUCCUCGGAGGACCUGGCUUCAUACCUGGGUGAGGGAUGGAAAAGUGAGGCUACCCCUCAAGUCCCUGCCGAGGGUGUGGGACCUAGGGCCAGUUCCUGCUCCGCAAGCCUGCAACUUCAUCUACAGAACUCAUGGCAGCACCUAUUUGGGAGUGGAUGAUACAAGCUCUUCUGAGGGCAGCACGGUGGACUGCCCAGAUCCAGAGGAGAUCCUGAGGAAGAUCCCCGAGCUGGCAGACGACCUGGAAGAACCAGAUGACUGCUUCACAGAAGGCUGCAUGCGCCACUGUCCCUGCUGCAAAGUGAAUACCAGCAAGUUUCCGUGGGCCACCGGCUGGCGGUUGCGCAAGACCUGCUACCGCAUCGUGGAGCACAGCUGGUUCGAGAGUUUCAUCAUCUUCAUGAUCCUGCUCAGCAGCGGGGCGCUGGCCUUUGAGGAUAGCUACCUGGAACAAAAGCCCCGAGUGAAGUCUCUGCUGGAGUACACCGACAGAGUGUUCACCUUCAUCUUCGUGUUUGAGAUGUUGCUCAAGUGGGUGGCCUAUGGCUUCAAAAAAUAUUUCACCAAUGCCUGGUGUUGGCUGGACUUCCUCAUUGUGAAUAUCUCCCUGACAAGCCUCAUAGCAAAGAUCCUCAACUAUUCAGACGUGGCAUCCCUCAAAGCCCUUCGGACUCUCCGUGCCCUCCGACCACUGCGGGCUCUGUCUCGAUUCGAAGGCAUGAGGGUAGUGGUGGAUGCGCUGGUGGGCGCCAUCCCCUCCAUCAUGAACGUCCUCCUUGUCUGCCUCAUCUUCUGGCUCAUCUUCAGCAUCAUGGGCGUGAACCUCUUUGCAGGGAAAUUUUCGAGGUGCAUUGACACCAGCAAUAAUCCAUUUUCUGUUGUGAAUUCGACCAUUGUGACUAACAAGUCUGAGUGUGAAAAUCAAAACCACACUGGCCAUUUCUUCUGGGUCAACGUGAAAGUCAACUUUGACAAUGUUGCUAUGGGUUACCUCGCACUUCUUCAGGUGGCAACAUUCAAAGGCUGGAUGGACAUUAUGUAUGCGGCUGUCGAUUCCCGAGAGAUCAACAGCCAGCCUCAGUGGGAGGACAACCUGUACAUGUACCUCUACUUCGUCGUCUUCAUCAUUUUUGGAGGCUUCUUUACACUGAACCUCUUUGUUGGGGUCAUAAUUGACAACUUCAAUCAACAGAAGAAAAAGAUAAGAGGUCAGGACAUCUUCAUGACAGAGGAGCAGAAGAAGUACUACAAUGCCAUGAAGAAGCUGGGCUCCAAGAAGCCCCAGAAGCCUAUCCCACGGCCCCUGAAUAAGUACCAGGGCUUUGUGUUUGACAUCGUGACCAGGCAAGCUUUUGAUAUCGUCAUCAUGGUCCUUAUUUGCCUCAACAUGAUCACCAUGAUGGUGGAGACUGAUGAGCAGAGUGAGGAGAAGACAAAGAUCCUGGGCAGAAUCAACCAGUUCUUCGUGGCCGUCUUCACGGGCGAGUGUGUAAUGAAGAUGUUCGCCCUGCGGCAGUAUUACUUCACCAAUGGCUGGAAUGUGUUCGACUUCAUCGUGGUGAUCCUGUCCAUUGGGAGUCUGGUGUUUUCUGCAAUCCUUAAGUCACUUGAAAGUUACUUCUCCCCUACACUCUUCCGGGUCAUCCGUCUGGCCAGAAUCGGCCGCAUCCUCAGGCUGAUCCGAGCAGCCAAGGUCCGAACACUGCUCUUUGCCCUCAUGAUGUCCCUGCCUGCUCUCUUCAACAUCGGCCUCCUGCUUUUCCUUGUCAUGUUCAUCUACUCCAUCUGCAUGGCCAGCUUUGCCAAUGUUGUGGAAGAGGCUGGCAUCGACGACAUGUUCAACUUCCAGACCUUCGGCAACAGCAUGCUGUGCCUUUUCCAGAUCACCACAUCAGCAGGCUGGGAUGGCCUCCUCAGUCCCAUCCUCAACACAGGUCCCCCAUACUGUGACCCCAACCUGAGCAACAACAGUACCUCCAGGGGGAACUGUGGGAGCCCAGCAGUGGGCAUCGUCUUCUUCACCACCUACAUCAUCAUCUCCUUCCUCAUCGUGGUCAACAUGUACAUCGCGGUGAUUCUGGAGAACUUCAAUGUUGCCACAGAGGAGAGCACAGAGCCCCUGAGUGAGGAUGACUUUGACAUGUUCUAUGAGACCUGGGAGAAGUUCGACCCAGAGGCCACCCAGUUCAUUGCCUUUUCUGCCCUCUCGGAUUUUGCAGACACACUCUCUGGCCCUCUUAGAAUCCCAAAACCCAAUCAGAAUAUAUUAAUCCAGAUGGACCUGCCAUUGGUGCCUGGAGAUAAGAUCCACUGUUUGGACAUCCUUUUUGCCUUCACAAAGAAUGUCUUGGGAGAAUCUGGAGAGUUGGAUUCUCUGAAGACUAAUAUGGAAGAGAAAUUUAUGGCAACUAACCUUUCCAAAGCAUCCUACGAACCGAUAGCAACCACCCUCCGGUGGAAGCAGGAAGACAUCUCAGCCACUGUCAUUCAAAAGGCCUAUCGGAGCUAUGUGUUACAGCGCUCCUUGACGCUCUCCAACCCCCUGAGAGUGCCCAGGGCUGAGGAGGAUGAUGCGCCACUCCCUGGUGAAGGCUACGUCACAUUCAUGGCAAAUAACAGCGGCGGGCUCCCAGACAAAUCAGAAACUGCUUCUGCCACAUCGUUUCCACCAUCCUAUGACAGUGUCACCAGGGGCCUGAGUGACAGCUCAAUGCACAAUGAAGAUGAAGUCACCAGUAAGGAGGGGGGCAGCCCUGGACCUCAGUGAGGACACUCCAGCAUGCACAGGGCAGGUUCAAAUAUCGUCCUCUGCUGUGGCCUCUUUCCCUCGAGAGGUGGUACUCAUCUAUGGCCUUACCCAUGCAUGCCACUGGUCACUGUGCCAGAGUUGAGUGGGGACAUCCUUGAGAAAGCCCCCAUACCAAUAGGAAUCAAAAGACAAGGAUACAUCUCCACUUUGAUGUCUCUUCUGAUUUCCAGAAAAUGUCACUGCUCCAUUUAUUUUGGUUGUGACUAGAGAUAUGAUUUCCCAUGACCAACCUCUCAGAACCAGACCUUCUAGAGACAUGUGGCAAGGACAUUUCAGAUGGUCUCGGGUAGUCUUAGAGAAGCACAUAGGGAGGGCAUUGCUGAUUUGGGUUUGCAUGACUGCAUGCUCACAGCCUCUGGACAGCACC